Molecule: messenger RNA, 1508 nt
Organism: Dipodomys spectabilis (banner-tailed kangaroo rat)
Lineage: Eukaryota; Metazoa; Chordata; Mammalia; Rodentia; Heteromyidae
Gene: Cmtm6
Product: CKLF like MARVEL transmembrane domain containing 6
Exons: 4
Coding region: 54-596 (180 amino acids)
Cellular component (GO): membrane
Source: RefSeq, a predicted model, not a curated record
UUUUGUGGGGAGAGCCAGGUCCGCGGCGCAGAUCCGGCGGCGGCGGCGGCAACAUGGAGAACGGAGCGGUGUACAGCCCCACCACCGAGGAGAACCCGGGCUCCGCCAGGGGCGCCCGCGGCUUCGCUGCCUACUUCUCGCUGACCCGGCUCCCGUGGUAUCGACGCGUUCUCAAGGUCUUGCAGCUGCUGCUGUCUCUGCUGGCCUUCAUCUGUGAAGAGGUUAUACCAGAAUGUACUUUGUGUGGAGGACUAUACUUUUUUGAAUUUGUAAGCUGUAGCGCCUUUCUCCUGAGCCUCCUCCUGCUGAUUGUGCACUGCACUCCACUGCAUGACCGUGUUGAUGCGGGAAAGGUCAAGUCAUCUGAUUUUUAUAUCACGUUGGGAACAGGAUGCGUAUUUUUGUUGGCGUCUAUCAUUUUUGUUUCUACUGAUGGCAGAACCAUAGCUGAAGUUGCUGCAAGUUUUGGAUUUAUAGCAAGUUUUAUGUUCCUGUUUGACUUCAUUGCUAUGUUGUAUGAAAAACGACAAGAGGCCCAGCUGAGAAAACCUGAGACUACCAAAGCAGAAGCCCUCACAGAACCACUGAACGCUUAAAGCUGAGGAGCUAUGAAGCAGAAGAGGGCAACUUCACCCACACCCGCCCUGGCACGAAGCUUUCAUGUGUCUAACUGUUUAAGCCUAGGGCAGGUGCAGGAGGGCAGUGCUGUCAAUAUUGGACUUUAUGGCUGUCACUGCAAAUUAGGUUGGAGGGGUUUUUAUUAUUUUUUAAAACUUUGCUACUAAAAUUGGUCUCAUGCAGGAUUUUUUUAGGAGGAGAGGGAUUGCUUGUUUAAAUCACAUAGGUCCACUGAUGAUAAAUGAUUAUGUUGCUCUGCUACAGGGCAUUCUGUUAUGUGGCUUAGCUUCUAAAUUACCAUAUAGUACUGUGUAAACAGCAUGGUUGUAUUCAGCCAUUUAGAAGUUUGAUUUUAAAAUUAAUUUGCUUAGCUAUUAAUGAUUACUGUUGAAGAUUAGAUUAUGUUCUGUUAUUAGAAAAGUAAUGUUUAUUUAAGAGAUCCAUAUUUAAAAUAUUGGUGUUAGGGUUUUUUCUUAAUAUAUAAUACUUGGCCUUACUGUAUCUCACUCAGCUUUAAACUUAUGGUAACUGUUUAGGAUAAUCACUUUUUCUGAGACUUUGUAUAGCUUACUAUAAAAUAUAUGGAAGAUGUUGGUAUUUUAUAUGUAUAAAAGCAACAUCAGCAACCUCAUGAUUAUAUUGCACUUUGGUUGGAGAUGUGUAACAUAUAGAAAAAUGGUAAAAAUAGAUAUUACACCUAAAGACCAAAGAAAGGCUAGACUUUUGCCCACCUACAGUGGAAAUAAAAACAGACUUCAAACGCUUAGUGCGUAUGUGAAGAGGUGAGUUCAUAUUGAGGUAGAACCAGUCAGUCAUCUUAUUGGCAUGUGUUGUUUCUACUUAAAUAAUGCAGCUCCACAGGCUCUCAGGGUUUUCUUUGAGCCAGUCUU